Messenger RNA from Armigeres subalbatus, 5164 nucleotides. It is a transcript of the gene Mdr49, whose product is annotated as multidrug resistance protein homolog 49. Gene Ontology annotation, biological process: transmembrane transport. Gene Ontology annotation, cellular component: membrane. The coding region runs from base 510 to 4433 and encodes 1307 amino acids. The record is from RefSeq and is a predicted model, not a curated record. Lineage: Eukaryota; Metazoa; Arthropoda; Insecta; Diptera; Culicidae. The transcript is spliced from 11 exons. Gene Ontology annotation, molecular function: ABC-type oligopeptide transporter activity; ATP hydrolysis activity; ATP binding.
UCGUCGCGCGAGUCGGAUGCAAAAAAAUCGGAAAGCUAUCGGAUGCUUAAGUGCUGCAGGUUCUGAGAUUGUCUGGAAACUGGAAACAUCUCAGCGUGAAACGGUUCCUUUGGAUCAUAAAGAUUAAGCAGUUAAGAUUCGGAACCGAAUUAUAACAGUGCGCCACGUGUGAUUGCAUUCCGAAGCAAGUGCUGGGCAUCGUGCGAAAAAAAUAGCCGAAGUGAUUAAUUUGCGAAUAAGGAAAACAUCAAGUUGUGCAAACAUCAGUUACCUAAUUUGAAAUACGCAGAAUCAUGUGAAGAUAGUGUUUUUUUUCGUUGAAGUAAUCCACUAAUUCACAUGUUGGAUGAAUGCUGCAAUGUGAAAAAAGUUAGUGCUAUUGAACAAUGCAAAUGCUAGUGAAAAUAAAUUGUGUUUAGUUUCAAUCGAACUUUUGUUAUUAAUUAAAGCUAUCUCAAAGAUUAGUUCCCUAGUUACGUUAAUAGAAACAACCAAUAAAACACCAAAAAAUGACGAACAAAGACUAUCCUCAAUGCAACGGAUCGCAGAUAUCGUUGAAUCUCAAAAAUGGCAUCAACAACGACGCAAUGUCUGUGUCCAGUUACAAGGGCUCGAAGGACGUACUGAACGCGAAAUUCGACAAACCACCGGAAAAAGCUAGCCCCGGAAUCACUAACACUAAACCCGUCUCGUACUUCAAAUUGUUUCGAUUCGCCACAUGGGGAGAAAUAAGUGCCACGAUUCUGGGAGUGAUAUUGGCCUCGUUCGCGUCGCUGGGGCUUCCCUACGGCGUUAUCCUAUAUGGCGAAUACACGACGCUGUUGGUGGAUCGUACCAUCCGGAUAGGAAAAUCAACUGACACAUCUAUUCUGUCGAUGUUCGGAGGAGGGCAUGUGCUGGUCAAUGCCAGUGUGGAAGAAAACCGUCUAGCCAUCAUGCAGGAUGCCAAAGCGUUUGGGUUGGGUGUUCUUUUCGUGUCGCUUAUACAGUUUCUGGCAGCCGCACUUAGCGUAGAUAUGAUCAACCGAUCGGCAAAUCGGCAGAUCAGCAGGAUACGAAAGCUAUUCCUACGAGCGGUCCUGCGGCAGGAUAUGACCUGGUACGAUUUGAACAGUGAUGAUAAUUUUGCUGUGAGAAUUACCGAUGAUCUUGAUAAGCUGAAGGAAGGUAUUGGCGAGAAACUCUCCAUAUUUACGUACUUAGUAAUGUCCUUUACCAUAUCUGUGAUAUUUUCGUUCUUUUACGGAUGGAAGCUAACACUAGUUAUUCUAAGUUGUGCACCGAUUAUUAUUUUAGCCACCGCAAUAGUUGCAAAGAUGCAAAGUACAUUAACUGAGAAGGAGUUGAAGGCGUAUUCUUCGGCAGGAACCGUCGCAGAAGAAGUUUUAGGUAGCAUUCGUACUGUAGUUGCGUUUGGAGGGGAACGCAAAGAACUGGACCGAUACCGUAAUCGACUAAGCUCUGCAGAGAGCAAUGGUCGCAAAAAAGGUCUGUUUUCUGGUAUUGGAGGAGGUAUUAUGUGGUUUAUUAUAUACUGCUGCUAUGCACUUGCAUUCUGGUAUGGAAUCAGUUUGAUCCUGGAAGAUCGAGGAAAAGACGUGAAGGACUACACACCGGCCGUGUUGAUUAUAGUAUUGUUCGGAGUCCUGGCAGGAGCUCAAAAUUUAGGACUAUCGUCUCCUCAUUUGGAAGCCUUCUCCACCGCGAAGGGUUCGGCAUCAUCGAUUUAUUCAGUCAUCGAUAGGAUACCUACCAUCGAUUCUAUGGGUGAAGGUGGCCUAAGACCUCAAUCUAUAGUUGGAAAUAUAACGUUUAAAAGUGUUCACUUCCGAUAUCCGGCCAGAAGUGAUGUACAGGUUUUACAAGGAUUAAAUCUGACGAUUGAAGCUGGGAAAACUGUUGCGUUGGUAGGACCAUCGGGAUGUGGAAAAUCCACGUGUCUCCAGUUGAUUCAGAGGCUGUAUGAUCCGUUGAAUGGUACCGUCACUAUUGAUGGUACAAAAAUCAAUGAUCUUAACAUCACAUGGCUUCGGUCAUUUAUCGGAGUGGUCGGUCAAGAACCUGUCCUAUUCGCCACCAGUAUCGCCGAAAAUAUACGCUACGGCAACCCGGAAGCAACUCAAAGUGAGGUUGAAAAUGCUGCUCGAAUAGCAAACUGUCAUAGUUUUAUUACCAAGCUUCCAAACGGUUAUCACACUCUUAUCGGAGAGCGCGGUGCCCAACUUUCUGGAGGUCAAAAGCAACGCAUUGCCAUAGCUCGAGCAUUGGUUCGCAAUCCUAAAAUUCUCCUAUUGGAUGAAGCCACUUCAGCUCUCGAUCCGAACUCAGAACGACGUGUUCAGGAUGCUCUUGAGAAGGCCAGCCUUGGACGAACCACAUUGGUUGUGUCCCAUCGAUUGUCAACCAUAACCAAUGCAGAUAAGAUCGUUUACAUCGACAAAGGGGUGGUAGCCGAACAGGGGACCCACGAGGAACUCAUGGCUAAGAAGGGCCAUUAUUAUAAUUUGGUGAUUGCAAGUGGAACACAGAAAAAGCAAGAAGACGAGUUGGAAGCCAUCAAAGGAACAAAUUCAGUAGGUCCGAAGAGUGAAACAACGGAUGAUGAUGCAUUUUCAGAUGAUGAAUCUGAAUCGAAUAAAUCAGCGGAAGCAGUUAUGGACAAUAAGGAGGAUGUCUAUCCGGUAUCUGUUUUUCGGUUAUUGAAGCUAAACUCUCCGGAAUGGCCUUACAUUUUGUUCGGUUGUGGUGCAGCCAUGGUUGUAGGAGCAUCGUUUCCACUAUUUGCUGUAUUGUUCGGUGAGAUGUAUGGUAUUUUAUCGGUAGCAGAACCAGAAUAUGUCAAAGAAGAAUCCAACUUCUACUCAAUACUGUUCCUGGUGCUUGGAUUGGUCACCGGACUGGGGACCUUCUUCCAAACAUUCUUGUUCAAUAUAGCAGGAGUGAGACUGACCUCUCGUCUACGGCAGAAAACUUUUAGGGCAAUCAUCAGUCAGGAAAUGGCAUGGUUCGACGACGCGAAUAACGCAGUUGGUGCACUUUGUGCCCGUCUUUCCGGUGACUGUGCCAGCGUUCAAGGGGCCACGGGCACUCGCAUUGGAUCCUUACUGCAGGCUGCUUCUACGAUAUGCAUUGGCGUGGGAAUUUCCUUCUACUAUUCAUGGAACUUGACGCUGGUAUCGGUGGUGGCCAUUCCUAUAGUCUUGGGCUCAAUUAUGUUAGAAUCAUGGUACACGGAGUCCAGUGGUCUAAAAGAAAAGCAGUCUUUGGAGAGCGCAAUUAAACUAGCUGUAGAGGCUAUUUCGAACAUUCGAACGGUUGCUAGUUUAGGUCAAGAACCUUAUGUUUUAGAACGAUAUUACAAAGAAAUCGCCAAGGUGGAUGAAGCUUGCAAGAAAAAAACACGACUGAGAGGAGUUGUGUUUGCUCUGGGACAGAUAAUGCCUUUCAUGGGAUACGGUUUGGCACUUUUCUAUGGUGGAAAACUGGUUUCGGAAGCUGAACUGGAAUACAAAGAUGUCAUUAAAGUGUCGGAAGCAUUGAUUUUUGGGGCAUGGAUGCUUGGACAGGCUUUGGCGUAUGCUCCGAACGUUAAUUCUGCAAUGCUGUCUGCAGGACGUCUCAUGAAAUUACUUGAUCGCACACCAAAAAUGCACAAUCCCUCAAGUUCCUACUUAUCAACUGUUGAUAAUCACGAAGGUAAUAUCAAAUAUACAGAUGUAGAAUUCCGUUAUCCAACACGACCAACAAUUCCUAUUCUGCAAGGACUUAAUCUUGAAAUCAAGAAAGGAAAUACGGUUGCUCUAGUUGGACCAUCAGGUUGUGGUAAAUCAACUUGCAUCCAGUUACUGCUUCGUUACUACGACCCUGACAGUGGCAAAGUUGACAUUGAUGGUGUUACAACGACGGAUUUCCAACUUGGUCGUAUUCGCUCCCAAAUGGGCCUUGUAUCGCAAGAGCCUGUUCUGUUUGACCGUACAAUAGCAGAAAACAUUGCAUAUGGAGAUAACACCCGUGAAAUCAGCAUGCCGGAGAUUAUCGAAGCAUCCAAAAUGGCCAACAUUCACGAGUUCAUCGUAAACCUCCCGAAAGGCUACGACACUAGUUUGGGAAGUAAAGGAGCACAGCUGUCUGGCGGUCAGAAGCAACGCAUCGCUAUUGCUCGUGCUUUGGUGAGAAACCCGCGAAUCCUUCUGCUAGACGAGGCAACGUCAGCUCUGGAUAAUCAAAGCGAAAAAAUAGUCCAGAAUGCAUUAGACCACGCUCGAAAAGGUCGAACUUGCAUCAUCAUUGCCCAUCGAUUGACUACCAUCCAGAAUGCGGAUCUGAUCUGUGUCAUCCAGAGUGGAGUGGUCGUUGAGUCCGGCACUCACGAGGAACUUAUGGCACAGAAUAAGAUUUACGCAAAGCUUUACGCCAUGCAGCAAGUGGCCUAGAAGUGCACUUAAGCCAAACGUUCGUUCAGUAUUUAUUGCUAUUGUUAAUCCAAUAUCUCGUUUAGAAGAUGAAAUCAGAAGACUUAACGUGCCGUACGGGUGUAUGUUUUAUGUACAUCCGAUCAACUAAAACUAGCAACAAGCUGAUGAAAUCUCGGAACUAGCUUCAAGCAAAGAUGUAGUUUGUGCGUUAGAUUUAGAUUAGUUGUGAUAUUUUCCAAACGCCUCUUUAGUAAUUAACACUUAACAUAUGUAUGUGAAGAAAGCUUCCAUAACCAGGUCGAAACUUUUCAUAUCAGAAUAAUCAAUAGUUUUUCAAUACAGAUCAUUAUAAACGCAACCACAUAUGAGCCAUAGAUGCGUAUUUCUCUAAGACAUGUUUUAAAUACAUAAUAAGCAGUAAAAACUAUGAACCUGAAAAUGUAAAAACGAAAAACUUCAAAAUUGGCGCUCAAAUAGGUAAUUACACUUUACAGAUUAAGAUCUUUCCAACAUAUGGUGUCUAUUAUUGCAUGGUCUAUAAUUGGCUACCUUCAAAUAGAACACCUUCUCGUCACAAAUAACGUCGAUGAACAAUAUCAAACACUAGCUUUCCAAUCAUAGCACAUACAGCUCUACUCAAGAAUCAGCAAAGUGAUGAAUUUAUUAAUCUUGAUUGUCUGUCAACUCGCUAUCGUUAUGAUAUAUUUAUAUGUAGAUAAAGAAUAAAUUUUUUAUUAUUUAAUUAUUAA